AUGCCUCCGCAGAUGCAACGCUUCGGCGGCGCACCGAAUAGCCUUGCUUCUCACUACCAACAAUAUACAAGCCACUCUCAAGCUCAUACCGCAGGACUACCUCCGCCCACCCUAGGUGCUAAUCCAGGAUUUAUGAACGCGAACUCUAUGAGCAAUCCAUUCGCGGUGAACGGCAAUGCUUUAGGUGUUGGGAACUUUGGAGGCUCGGGCUUAGGGAUGCCCGGCGGAACAGGUCUGGCAAGUCAUGCUGCACAGAUGAGCUUCGCAGGCGCUUCGGUACAACAAGGACACAACAACAUGGGCGAGCCUGGGUCGCGGGCUAUGGCAAAUAAGGGCAGGAUACGAGACGUCUGGAAGGGUAAUCUACACGAGGAGAUGGCAACUCUGCGCACUCUUAUCGCUAAAUAUCCAUACAUUGCAAUGGACACCGAGUUCCCAGGAGUAGUAGCGCGGCCUAUGGGGGCUUUCAAUGGGAAGAGCGACUAUCACUAUCAAUGUCUACGCUGCAAUGUAGAUCUCUUGAAAAUCAUACAGCUCGGAAUAACUUUAUUCACAGAGGAUGGGGACUGUCCUCCAGCGACGAUGGAUUCGAACGAUAUGACGGUAUCUGGAGGCCGAAAAUAUGGCGCAGUCCAAGUUCCAUGUACAUGGCAGUUCAACUUCAAGUUCUCUACGAAAGAAGACAUGUACUCGGAAGCAUCGAUUGAGGCUUUGGUCGCCGCCGGUGUUGACUUCGAGAGACUCGAACGGGAUGGGAUCGAUCCAUUCGAAUUUGGCUCGCUUCUGAUAAGCUCCGGCCUUGUAUGCGACGAAGAUGUACGAUGGAUCUCAUUUCAUGGCGGUUAUGAUUUCGGAUACCUUACGAAAGUAUUGCUCCGGCUUCCUCUACCAGAUGAUGAAGCAGCGUUCGACAGGUAUAUGAAGAAAUUCUUCCCCAGUAUCUACGACAUCAAAUAUCUCAUGAAAUAUGCCAUUCGCCAGAAUCAAAUGGGCCAACUGACUCCUCUUGAUUCCGCAAGCACUGAAAUACUAGCCAAGUUUGAGCAGAAGCAAGGACUAGAGAGUCUUGCCGAGAUCUUCAAAGUCAAGCGGCAAGGACAAGCACAUCAAGCAGGAUCAGACUCGUUGUUGACUGGAAAGGUGUUUUUCAAGAUGCGGGAGCGAAUAUUCAAAGGCGAAAUCGGCGACGAGCACAUUGGGAAGGUGUGGGGUCUCGGUUUGCCAGAGCACCACGCUCCUCAGCAACAUUCUACUCCACAGCAUUAUCACCAACAGCUUCAAGAGACUUCUACUCCGGGACAGAAUGGUACUACUACGUAUACAAAUGGGGCGCCAAGCACGCCCAAUACCGGAAAUGCAAACCUCGCCAGCACUCCAGCUCACAACAGUAGUGCAGCAGGCAUAGGCCCUUUGACGCCUGGAGGCGGUGGGGGUGUCUUCGGUUCUUUUCAAUUCAGUAACAAAUAG
This is a messenger RNA of Venustampulla echinocandica, 1467 nucleotides long. RefSeq lists its product as uncharacterized. Gene Ontology annotation, cellular component: P-body; CCR4-NOT core complex; CCR4-NOT complex. The record is from RefSeq and is a predicted model, not a curated record. Lineage: Eukaryota; Fungi; Ascomycota; Leotiomycetes; Helotiales; Pleuroascaceae. The transcript is spliced from 2 exons. Bases 1 to 1467 code for a protein of 488 amino acids. Gene Ontology annotation, molecular function: poly(A)-specific ribonuclease activity; nucleic acid binding.